Molecule: messenger RNA, 1876 nt
Organism: Labrus mixtus (cuckoo wrasse)
Lineage: Eukaryota; Metazoa; Chordata; Actinopteri; Labriformes; Labridae
Gene: cbll1
Product: Cbl proto-oncogene-like 1, E3 ubiquitin protein ligase
Exons: 6
Coding region: 113-1567 (484 amino acids)
Biological process (GO): protein ubiquitination; regulation of cell adhesion
Molecular function (GO): ubiquitin protein ligase activity
Source: RefSeq, a predicted model, not a curated record
UCUCCCCCUUUCACCUCUGUUCAGACCCUCUUCUUCUUCUUCUUCUUCUUCUGUCCUCUCCUUUUCGCUUCCUCCUCUCUCCCACAAUGCUUUGCGAGCACUCGUUUGGAUCAUGGACCAAAGCGACAAUGAUCUUCAAGGCAGUGAUGGCUCUGGGAUUUUGGGAGGCCCAGAUGUCAGAAGAAGAAUCCCAAUCAAACUCAUAUCCAAGCAGCCCCUAAGGAGCAAACCUCCACCCCGAACACAGAGACCCAGCAGCAGGCCAAUCAAAAGUGAGCCUGGAGAUGACGAUACCUUUGUCUUCAAACAAGAGGAGCGCUUUGAUUGUGGAGCUAAAGCUGGUGAUGUGUUUGCAACUCAGAGGAGAUUCCCCCAACAGAUGUUUUGGGAUUAUAAGCUAAAUUUGAUUGGAGAAAGGGAUGAAGUACCAAUUCACUUCUGUGAUAAAUGCGGUCUUCCUAUCCAGCUCUAUGGACGGAUGAUCCCCUGCAAGCAUGUUUUCUGCUACGACUGUGCUUUGCUCCAUGAGAAGAAAGGAGAUAAGAUGUGCCCUGGACUCACCAUGUAUAACUGCACAGACCCCGUGCAGCGCAUCGAGCAGUGCCAGCGUGGCUCCCUCUACAUGUGCAGCAUUGUGCCCGGGUGUAAACGCACCUACCUGUCUCAGCGUGACCUGCAGGCUCAUGUCAACCACCGCCACCUGAGGGCAGCCAAGUCUGGAAGCCGCCAGGACCCGGUCCACCUGCCUCCUUCAUCUGAGAUUCCUGAACGGUUCCGUGUGCCUCCACCUCACCUCCCAAAGAACCACGUCCACCUCCCCAACCCACUCCAGCACAGCGGCCAUGACCCCUACAGUCAGCCACCUCCUCCCUCUGCUCAUGAAGCCCCGCCACCAAACUCUGGUCUCGGCCCAGAAACAUUCCGCAUCGCCACGGUAACAACACGUAAACACAGUAAUCUUAUCACUGUGCCCAUCCAAGAUGACUCCUCCUCACGGGAGCCGCACUCUGGUGGACCAGGCCCUGCUCAGCCCCCCCACCACCACCCUGGGGAAUAUCCUGGCCAGCCACCUGUAGUGACCCACACUCACCACAUGAUGGCACCACCACAACAGCACUUUGGCCCCCCACCACCCCCUCCUCCUCCCAUCAACCACCCCAUGCAGCAUCCUCCCCAAGGCUCUGGGACACCACACAUGGUGUACAACCAGGCCCCGCCUCCCCCCAUGUCCACAGCUCCGCCACCAAUUACCCCGCCUCCAGGGCACAUUAUGGGUCAGUUGCCACCUUAUUUGAACCACCCACCCCCAGGACCUCCACCACAACACAGUGGUCCCCCUGUCAAUGCCCCCCCUCCUCAUCAUUACAAUCCAAACUCCAUGCAACAGUUCCCUGAAGACCAGGGAACCCUCAGCCCUCCUUUCAGCCAGCCAGGAGGGCUGAGUCCUGGGAUGUGGCCAGCUCCAAGAGGGCCCCCUCCUCCACGUAUGCAGGGUCCCCCUCCCCAGGGCCAGAUGCCUGGUCCACACCACCCGGAUCAGGGCCGCUAUCGGCCUUAUUAUCAGUAAACUGCCUACUGACUGAACAGGCAGCAGUCUGUUUGCGUCUGAUUAAUGUGAUAGUAAACCUCAGGGUUCCAGGAUGUAGGACUUUUUCAUUUGGAUAAAACUGCCCCAAAGUAAAUGUGUCCGUGCUGCACAUUUAGUUAAGUGUACUGAACUUCCCGCUGAACAAACAAUAGACUUUGAGAAGUACAGGAAGGUCCCUUUUUUUUAAUAGCGUAUGGUAAAUAUUUCUGUAUAUAUGUCGGCUGAUUACACACAGAUGUACUGUACAUUGAAAGACGUCAACUAUGUCUCAAUAAAUUUUUAACAGCA